AUACGAAAUUGUUCAUCCUAUCCCGAAAUACUUCAUUAAGAAAGAGGAAAAUGGUUCAUACUCUGGAAUUAUUGGACAAGUUAUUAACAAACAAGCUGAUAUAGCUGCAUUUCCGUUAUUUGUUACUAGUACACGGUACGAACAGGCAGACUACUCUUCGCUAAUUGUCAUGACUCCCGUCAAUUUUAUCGUGACUGAAAAACAAAUUGUAAUAAACUGGAUGACAAUCGUAAAACCAUUUUCAUUUCAGGUUUGGAUCGCAAUCGGAUUGUCCAUUUUAAUAUUCGGAUUUAUCUUCUCGUUAAUAUUCGAGUACGAACGGCAAUUAACUCAAUCUAACAGAAUAUUGGUUUUAAGCCAAGUUAUUUGGUAUAUGUUUGGAACAAUUAUUUUUCAAGGUGUUGACAUGAAUUUUCCGAGAACAUUGCCGUCGAGACUCUCUGUUGGAUUCUGGCUGUUGUCUGCAUUAGUUCUUGCUAGCAGUUACAGUGGAACUUUAAUAUCUUUCCUAACUGCACCUAUUUACGAAAAGGCACCGACAACGUUCGGGGAAUUGACUUCCGCUAUAGAAAGUGGAAAAUAUUCUUGUGGGGCACACCAGGAAGCAAAACGUGUAACGUUCGAUGGAUUUAAAUCGGGCGAUGCAAAGAUUAUAAAAGAUCACAUUGAUACCAACAAUAAUUGGGUCUAUUCCGAGGAAAACGCUGUCGAAAGAGUAGAAAAUGAACGAUACGCUUAUAUAGAAGGAAGCAAACUUCUAAAUAAAGUAUUCAAAAACAAACUGAAAGGAAGAGUACUGGAAAGCAAAGACUCUCUGAUAACAUUCAGCGAAGCCUAUUAUAUAAGAAAGGGUUUUCCAUUUAAACACGCUUUAAAUAAAAUUGUAAUUCGUACGUUCGAGUCUGGAAUAUUGGACAAGAUAGAGAACGAAAAGGCAUCGUACUACCGAAACGAGGAGGACAUUGAAAUUAAACCGCUAACGAUAACUCAAUUUAUCGGAAGUUAUAUUCUUCUCAUAGUAGGAUUCAUAAUAGCCUUUAUUUGUCUUAUGGGAGAAAAAACAAUUGCAACUAAGAAAAAAAGGUUAAGCAGUCGUAGGAAUAUAUAA
Molecule: messenger RNA, 1108 nt
Organism: Centruroides sculpturatus (bark scorpion)
Lineage: Eukaryota; Metazoa; Arthropoda; Arachnida; Scorpiones; Buthidae
Product: glutamate receptor ionotropic, delta-2-like
Exons: 6
Cellular component (GO): membrane
Molecular function (GO): ligand-gated monoatomic ion channel activity
Source: RefSeq, a predicted model, not a curated record